UAUUAAUAGCGCGAAGCUCCCAAAACUCCCCCCCAAGCUUGCAAGACCGAGAACCGAUCGUUCGUCCCGGAGAACUCGUGAGAGAGAGAGAGAGGAGAGGCGAGAGCCCCUCCAGGGCCUUCGAGUUGAAUUCUUCUUCCACUCACGGCUAUUCGCCGACGAGACCAAGUGGAGAAGCUCGCUACCAUCGGCGCCGGAGGCGGCCACCGCCUCCUCUUGGACAAGAAGCGCAGCCCCUGCCCGCACGGUGGCCGCGGCGCCCUACCCUCUGACGGUGGCAGCCCCUCAGACCUCCUCUUCCUUGCUGGGGGCGGCUCCCUCGACCCCUUGCUUCGCCUAAUUAGCUCUAGCUAGGCCUUUGUUUUUUUUUUUCUGUUUAUAUAUAUAGACGUGAAUCGGAUAUAUAGGUUAGAGAGAGAUGCUGACCAUCAAGAGGGUUCCGACGGUCGUCUCCAAUUACCAGGAGGACGUUUGCGAGCCCCUCGGCUGCGGCCGCAACUGCCUUGGCCACUGCUGCUUGCCUGUCUCAAAACUACCCCUUUAUGCCUUCAAACGCGAUGCAACAUCGCCUAAUGGCUCCUCUUCCACCGCAGAGGAUCCUUCAUCCGGCUUUUUCCUUCAUUUCCUGAUUCUUGGAGAGUGGGAGGAUCGGAUGAGCCGGGGGCUGUUUCGGUACGACGUCACAGCCUGCGAGACCAGGGUGAUCCCCGGAGAGUAUGGUUUUAUAGCCCAGUUCAAUGAGGGUAGGCACCUCAAGAAGCGACCCACCGAGUUCCGGGUCGACCGUGUUCUCCAGCCCUUCGACCACGGCAAGUUCAACUUCACCAAGGUGGGGCAGGAGGAGGUGCUCUUUCGCUUCGAGGCAGGAGGCGAUAGCAGGUCUCAAUUCUUUGAGAGCGCCCCUGUCAGUUCUACCAACCCUCCCAAUGUCGUUGCGAUCAAUGUGAGCCCUAUAGAGUAUGGCCAUGUGCUGCUGAUUCCCCGUGUGCUCGAAUGUUUGCCACAGAGGAUUGAUCCUGAGAGCUUCUUGGUUGCUCUGCACAUGGCUGCAGAAGCAGCGAGUCCUUACUUCAGGCUGGGUUACAAUAGUUUGGGUGCCUUUGCCACCAUCAAUCACCUCCAUUUUCAGGCAUAUUACUUGGCGAUGCCCUUUCCAGUGGAGAAGGCACCAACAGAAAGGAUAACGAUCACAAAGAGUUUGUCGGACCGUGGUGUGAAGAUUUCACAAUUGUUGAAUUAUCCUGUUAGAGGAUUGGUUUUUGAAGGCGGAAACACCUUAAGGGAUCUAUCUGAUGUAGUUGCCAGCUCCUGCAUGUGUCUUCAAGGAAAUAAUAUCCCAUUUAAUUUGCUUAUUUCUGAUUCUGGCAGGAGGGUCUUCCUCUUCCCACAGUGCUAUGCUGAGAAACAGGCUCUUGGUGAAGUGAGCCAAGAGUUGUUGGAUACUCAAGUAAACCCUGCUGCAUGGGAGAUCAGUGGGCACAUGGUACUAAAACGGAACAAAGACUUUGAAGAGGCAUCAGAGGCCUAUGCAUGGAGGCUCUUGUCUGAGGUGUCUCUCUCCAAGGAGAGGUUUCAAGAGGUGAAGGCUUACAUAUCUGAUGCCACCAGGUUGGAGGAGUCUAAGGAGGAGAUAGAUGCAAAUGAAAACAAGGGAACCCUCCAGGCUUCCCCAUUGGCUACUCAUUUGCAGGAAGGGUUUCUGUUCUUCAUUGAAUGAUAGAUGGGUUAUUUCCAGUAGACAUAGUAAUAUAGUUUUAUGUUGUUGUUGAUUUUCUAGCUUUUGAAGAGAUAAGGGAGCAGUGAUAUCAUGGCUUUGCCACUGUCUAAAUGUUUUCUGGUAGGUGUUCUUGAUAAGUGGUUGCUUGAGUCAACUAAAAUCUUUUGAUCUCUAUGAACAGAUAUUUGAUGCAAGUUUGACUGCAUUCAAAUGAA
Messenger RNA from Elaeis guineensis (African oil palm), 1932 nucleotides. Its product is annotated as GDP-L-galactose phosphorylase 1. Gene Ontology annotation, cellular component: cytoplasm. The record is from RefSeq and is a predicted model, not a curated record. Gene Ontology annotation, biological process: glucose metabolic process. Gene Ontology annotation, molecular function: GDP-D-glucose phosphorylase activity. Lineage: Eukaryota; Viridiplantae; Streptophyta; Magnoliopsida; Arecales; Arecaceae.